Molecule: messenger RNA, 11070 nt
Organism: Dermochelys coriacea (leatherback sea turtle)
Lineage: Eukaryota; Metazoa; Chordata; Testudines; Dermochelyidae
Gene: ATMIN
Product: ATM interactor
Exons: 4
Coding region: 101-2497 (798 amino acids)
Biological process (GO): regulation of transcription by RNA polymerase II
Cellular component (GO): nucleus
Molecular function (GO): DNA-binding transcription factor activity, RNA polymerase II-specific; transcription cis-regulatory region binding
Source: RefSeq, a predicted model, not a curated record
AAGAUGACUAAUGCUGAGCUGCCUCCGUCGCCCCCCCGGAAGCGCCGCCGCUGCUGCUGCUGCUGCUAGGCCGGUUUGUUUGUAAGUGGCCGAAAACAACAUGGCGGCGCCAGGUGCGGCAGAGCGCGCACGGCGCGGAGAGGGGCCGGGGUGGCCCCGGGCUUCGGCCCCUGACACGGAGCGUCCUGUCCCCCGGGAGCUCGUGCGGCCGUCGGUGACGGAGCUGUCCCGGGCCGUGCGGACCAACAUUCUGUGCACGGUGCCCGGCUGCGGCAAGGUCCUGCCCAACAGCCCGGCCCUGAGCAUGCACCUGAGCAAGGCCCACCGGGUCCAGGAUGGAAAAAUAAAUGCAUCAAUAAGAAAGGGUUUGAAAACUACACAGAAAUUCUACUGCUGUCCUAUUGAAGGCUGCCCUAGAGGACCAAACAGACCAUUUUCCCAAUUUUCACUUGUAAAACAGCACUUUAUGAAAAUGCAUGCUGAAAAGAAGCACAAAUGUGAUAAAUGUAGCAACUCGUAUGGCACGGAAUGGGACUUGAAACGACAUAUAGAAGACUGUGGCAAGACUUUCCAGUGUACUUGUGGGUGCCCUUAUGCCAGCAGAACAGCAUUACUUUCUCAUGUUUACAGAACUGGCCAUGAGAUCCCUGCAGAGCACAGGGAUCCACCUAGUAAGAAAAGGAAAAUGUGCACUGUGGUUUCCAAUCAGCACUUGGCAGAGAAAGCGAGUGAAGCAUUCAUCAAUGCACGCAUCAGUAGUACUUGCACUCAGGAAUUGGAAUCGUCUGAGAUGAAACUAAUGGCCUCCUUUGAAGGCUCCUGCAGUUCUAAUAUCAGUAAGCAAACGCUCUCACAGCCAAAGUGUACACCGAAAAUGCUUUUGCCAAAGCCCAAAGUAGCUCUGGUUAAACUUCCAGUAAUGCAGUUUGCUCACUUACCUAUUUUUGUUUCAGCAACAGAUUCCUCUGUCAAACCUGUUGUGGUGACUGUUGAUAAUCAAGGCUCUGUUAUGAGUACUGUUCACUUAUUACCUCAGUCUAUAGGAAUUCUGAUACCAGCAUUAGAGGCUGAAGCACUUGUAUUUAAAGACACUGUGCCUAUUUCAAAAACGGCAAAUUCUGGUGAUGUUGAACCGAUUAGCAACAGUGUCCAAGUCAAUUUGAGUAAGGUAACCUCAAAUAAUACAGUACAAGAGCUGGGGAGCAUGUGUCACAAGAAUAAAAUCUCUUCAAUAAAUGUACAAACUGACUUAUCUUACAUUUCACAGAACUUUGUGCCAUCUGCAGCCUGGACUCCUGAUUCUUCUGUAUCCUCUUGCUCUCAGACAGACCUGACAUUCAGUUCACAGGUUUCGCUACCGGUUAGUGUUCAGACUCAGACACUGUUGCCCAGUUCUAAACUGACUUCAUCCAUAGCUGCCCAGACUGAUGCUUUUGCUCAGGCUUGUUUCCAGUCAUCUGGUGUAUCUAGAGAGACUCAAACCAAUAGAACACAGAAUUCUAUUGAAGGGAGAAUACAAAUGGACCAGGCUGUAAUGUGCAAUGACAUUUUUGCCAGUGUUCAUUCAGUUUACAAUGUUUCAACCCAGAUUGGGCUCGCAGAAAACAAUUUAAUGGCUGCAAACAUGGAUCAAGGAUUGCUACAAAGAAGUAACUGCAAGACCCUGAAUCAGGAUACAAUAAAAACUGAAUCCAUUAUCAACUUCAAUACACAGACUAAUAUACUGCCACAGCAAAAUAUGACAGAUAAUCAAACCCAGACAAUGGACUUACUAAGUGAUCUGGAAAACAUCUUUUCAGGUAAUAUGUCUGGCCAGACAUUGGAUAAUCGUGGUCUUUUGUCUGACACUAGCUCUGGUGCUGAUACACAUCUGCCAUCUGGCCCUACACAGAGCACAGGAAUAGACUUUGACAUUGAAGAGUUCUUUUCAGCUUCCAAUAUUCAAACCCAAACUGAGGAGAGUGAACUUGGUAAUCUGAACUCUGAGCCGGUCUUGGAAUCUCUGGACAUUGAAACACAGACUGACUUAUUUUUUUCGGACAGUGCCACUCAAUCCUAUAGCUGCAGAGGAAAUUCUAACUUUUUAGGUUUGGAAAUGUUUGAUACCGAGACACAGACAGACUUAAAUUCCUUCUUAGACAGUAGCACCCAUUUGCCUUUGGGAAGUAUUUUGAAGCAGUCCAGCUUCUCCAUGAGCACUGACUCGUCUGAUAAUGAAACGCAGACAGAAAUACCCUCUGCUGCUAAACAUACAGCUAGUCAAAAUAUAGAAAAUAAAGUCCAGCUGAAUAGUGCUGAAACACAGACUAUGGAUAGCUGCUUUGAGACCCUUGGAAGCCUAUUCCUUACCAGCAAUGAGACACAGACAGCUAUGGAUGACUUUCUUCUGGCUGACUUGGCCUGGAAUACAAUGGAGUCACAGUUCAGUUCAGUAGAAACACAGACCUGUGCAGAAUUGUGUUCCUUUGUUUGUCAGAAGUUUGGAACAAGCCAUUGAGUGCUACUUAAUAAAAUUGUUUUUCUUGCAGUUUGAAACUAAGUUAUUGGGGUGGAGAGCGGGAGAAGGGACUGACCAAGUUAUCUACGUUGAAUGUAGUUGCCCGUAUGCCGAUGGUCUAAAAAAACCUUUUCAUGCAUAAGGUACUUCAGCUAUUGUAUAUGUAACUUAAACAUAGAAUAUGUGUACAUGUUUGUAACCUGUUAAUGUAAGUUUGAACUUUAAAGUGAAUGUUCUCAUGGUGCCUGCCGUUGUUGAUCUGUGUUACAAAGCUAUAUCAACAUGUCCAUUGAACCUCAGUUCAGGCUUUUAUAUUUGUCUAUACCUAUAUAUUUCUGGCUCAGACCUAGGCCUACUUCUGCAUCAAGACAGUAAGCCUAUCUAAUUCUGACACAUCUCGCUCACCAAAAAAGCCCUUAUUGGCAUAAGCUGCUUUUUUGUUUUUUAAAGUCUUAAAUUUGACAAGAUUAUAAUAUGGCAAGGUUUACCAGUCCUAUACAAAAAUAGAUGUUGAGGAAUGUAUUUAGUAGAUGUAGUUUCCAAUAAGUUGUCCCAAAAAAUGAACCUGUAACACAAAUUUGCUGAUUAUUACAUAUAUAAUUUAAAGUGCAACUAAUGUGGGUAGCGACACUUCUGCAGCCCCUCAUGCCCCUGGCUUCACUGUAAAGCAUUCCCCUUCAGCAGUUACCUGUUAAAAGCUGAUGAUACUCAGAAAAGCAUGGUGAUUUUCUUCAUCUACUGUCAUCUCCUAUCUGGUCAGUUACAACAGUCAUCUAUUUCAAUGGAGAGGCAGUUACUCUGAUGUGACUUUCUGCUCUGUGAGCCAGUCUUCAGCCUUGCAUCACUUUUUUCCCCAUCUUUUAGUAUUUCUGAGGUUACUAACUUUUUUGUAUUUUCUUGUAACUUUAUUUCAGGAGCAUCCAGUUCUGCCUUGAAGGUCAGUCUGGAAGGCUGGUUGCAGCUGUGCCUUGCCUUAGAGCACCUGUGUGUGCCAUCCAGAAAUAUUUGGAACAGAUUCCAUGCUCCCCUGUCUCCAGUUUAUGGAAAAGGAAUAGCUCUGAAGAUCAGCGUGUAAAAGGCACAGUCCUCUAUCUGUGCUGGUAGGAGACUCAAAGUGCGACUGGUUUGGUGCAGCCAGAGUGAUGGUGGCAGUUGCAGAUGGAAUUUGAGGUUCCAUUGGUGUUUGAAGCACUGCAGUGAGGUCACAAUGCCUCAACACACUAGCGAGAUCUGUUGUCUUAGUGUGUUGUCAGAGCUUGGCACACUAGAGUAAUUUGUAAUGUUGGGGCCUAGAUUGCCUUACCAUUUCAUCAGAGUAUGGUGAACUUGCAGGGCACUGACAGCACCAUUGAUCUAUCAGGGCUUGCUGCGCCAUUGGAGUUUGAUGCACUAGCAGAUAAUCUUGGAUCACAUCAGUGCUGGGUGCUACAGUGAUACUCUCCCAACACAGGCACAUCUUAUUCCUACUCGUUCCUGUUCCUACUUCCAAUAGGCUGGGUCAGUGCUAUUUGGUGGUGGCUCAAAACAGAGGCUUGGUGUAUUUCUGGUUAGCAUGCCAGUCGGUAUCUUUGAGGGGACUUGGAGCAUUGGCCUGUUUGUGUACAAACAUACCAGGCAUCGACAGUAUGGAGUAACUUAUAUGAUGUACAGGUGCAUUGCCCAGCUGUUCCCCUGCUGCACUAGGCAGAUGUUCACCCACAGCACUAGUGCCGAGGAAGUGAGUUUGAGGUGGUGGUGGUUGGUACACCGUAGCGCCUUCUUUAUGGGGGAGUUUUUUAUGGUGGUGGCUUGAAUUGCUUUGCCUCAGAGCAUUUCAGACCUCCUUUACCCAACCCCAACUUCUGCAUGAUCGCUUGUUGUAAUAGACAAAAAAGUUGUGAUGGGGAUAGCUUAGUAUGAUGUGCAGUGGAUGUAUUGCAUACCUGAGCUCCCAGGCACACCAAUUUCUAUGCCGCUGCAGCCCAUUCUUCAGACCAGUGUUUCAUAGUUGCAUUUUGGGGCACUGCUGUAGUGUGCCAAUCAGUAAGGCAUUGUCUGUACCUAUCUUGGAGCAUUGGACAGAUGAGAAAGUCAGAUACAUAGACAUCAGUAUAUCGGGGGCCACUCCCAGGCAUAAGAUCAACUUCUUGGAGAGGUUUGCCCAUCUGUGUCUGCCUUUGAGAAGAUAAGGUUUGGGCUUUGCCCUAAAGCACCCAGCUUGAGCUGUCCAGUGGCCUUGAGUCCUGCAGUCUUCAUAAACUGAGAGGAAGUGUGAGACAUGGUGUUCUAACUGGGAGUAUUUGCCAGUAGGUGGCAGGUACCAGUUAAGACCAUAGUGAAACUUGAAUUUUGAUUUUUGCAAUAGUAUUCUGGUACUUGUGAUUGGAUGUACCACAAGACAUGAUUUCAAUGGGCCUGAAGUCCAGGGAAGAACAAAUACAUAAUUCAUAUAGACAAAUGAUGAAGACUGAGCUUGUCUCCCUUAACUGUGGUCACCAGACCUUCAUUCAAAUUCCAUUAAGUCAAAGUAUGCAGCUUCCUGUGCUGUCCAAUUGGUAAUUGCCUUUAGGUAGCCACAUUCUCUACUUGUAGAUGUAUUUGGGAUGCAUGUUGGCUAUAUGAGCUCAUUGCAGUUUCUGGUCUCUUCUUUGGUUGCCUGGGGGCAUGUUUACUAAUCUAGGGUCAUGACUGAACUCAAGAGUUUUGGCUUCUCUCUCAAACUUUAGUAAAACUCCUCAAUGUUGUGUGUUGCCUCUCACUAAGCUGAUGUAUGUCCAGUUACUUUAUUGACUAGAGGAGUAACACUUUUGGCUGCAGCAGAAAGAAAGAGGCUGGAUUAAGCACUCAGCAUAUCCCUGCAAGUAUAUUCUUAGUUGGUCAUUUUAAAGGUCAUGCACAGAUCCCAGAGCAACUCCUUAGCACAUUUUGUUCACUGGUGGUAAUAAGGAUCCAAGAUCCUGCUUUCAAUUUUGCAAAGGCAAAGGAACACUUGCUUACCCACAGGAAGCGGGGAGGUAUUGGGUAUAUGUCUGACACUAACCAGUCGCUCAUCUGUGUAGAAGUUUUUGUUUCUGGAGUCCUGAUGGAGGUGAUCUAUAGCCUGUCCUUUCUGGGCACAGCUCCCAGCCCAAAACUGAGAAUGUUUCCCUCUUUACUAUGUAGGACUUAACCAAUGUGCUAGAUGGAGGUGACUGUUCUGUUGCAGGAUAUUCCUUUGUCAAAUCAGUCUUUUCUUGGGAAGGCUUUUGACUUUUCCUGCUUUCUUAAACGUGCUAUUAUCAAGCCAACAGACUCAGCUGAUGGGCAUCUCUGCCCCUGCUUGAAAUUGUGUAAUGCAAACAACAAAUCCUUCUACAUACCUGCCUUGCAAUGCAUGCCCUAUGCUGCUUGUCACCUGUUUAAUAUCUCCCUGACAUUCUCAGACGUGGGAGUGUCAUGGAAGUCUCCACAAUCCUGAGUGUACUAAACUGCCUUUUGCUAUUCUAGCUCUCCAUGAUUUGGUGAGUCUGCUGCUUUGUGGAAAUUCCCCUCAAAUUUCUUUCCUCUAGAAGCAGGAGCCCAGUCACCGUGGUAUGUUGAGAGAAGAGAAAAUUACUUGCAUGUAAUUCUGAUUCUCUGAAGAUAUUGUAUGACUGACUGGAUUCCUUCUCGUCUAUCCAAUUCUUUUGAGAGACAGAUAAAGUAUGGCUGGAUGAAUCUAUCCUAUCUUUUACUAUUUGUAGCAAUGUUUAUGCUUUGGUUUUAAGAGUUACUUCCCACUGGCUUACUGUAGAACUAGAGAAUGCAUUUCUUAGUGCAUAGAUGGCUGUGGCUAUCCAACUGAUGCACUGAUUAUAUUGACAUCUCAAAGUGGAAGUUAGAUAAAUAAGUUCUCAUAGGUAAUUGCUUCAAUCUCUUGCUCAAAAAGAACUAGCAACUGGAGAACAAGCAGAGGUGUACAGAGGUGGAACAUACCACCUGCUGUGGAAGAGAUGAUAAUGUGGGGACUCGGCAGCCCUGCACAACUUGACAUUUUGGAAGUUCAGGCUUUGUUCCAGAAGCCCAAAACUCAAGAGUGGAGAUCAAUUUCUGUGAUGUGUUCGGAGUGUGGAAUUACAGCAGGUAAGUUUCCCACUACUAGCCCCCUAAGUACUACUAGCCACCUCACAGGCUCGUGAUGCCGAGCUGCAGGUUAUCCUUUCUUUGGUUUAAGCCUAAACCUUUUUUACAAAGGGGUGAAUUGUGCAUGCACUGUUACCAGUGACUAUGGCCUAAAGGAAACCAGCAGCAUUUUUCAGUAGAAAUGAUUUUACACUGCUGGUUCCCAUGAACAGUUGUCUUAUUUCAGUUCUCUAAAAUAUGCAGUUACAGAGCACAGUAAUACGACAGGGCUUUGAUGCUGAAUUUGGCCCCAUUUCUCCCAGCCCCCACAGGAUUAACAUUUGAGUAUUACCUUAAAUGAGUAUGGUAUUAUCACAAUUUGAAUUUGUUAAAUAAAAUCCAGUGGCAUGAAAACAAUUUAACAGUAAAUAUACCUUGUUUUGAUGGACAUGGGUCACUUUUGACUGAAGGUAACUCUGGGACUAAACAAAUGUGAUGUGUUCAUUCUGAUUGAAGAAAAUUAUUUACAUUGGAAAUUAUGAAAAUGGGGCUGUGGAAAAUUCCUUACACGAAAAGAAUGGAUUCCACAUCAUUAAGAUAUCCCUAGUUCUGAAUUUAUUAACACUUGUAAUAGACGAGAGAGAGAGAGAGAGAGAGAGGUCACAACCAAAUUUGGCCCUAUUGUGCUAGGCACUGAACAAAUGCAUUAAAACUUGAUUUGAAAUCUUCAGUUAAUAUUUUUCUCUUCCAAACUAAUUUUUUUUCUUUUUUCAAUUUCAAUUUUUCUUGCAUUGCCCUUCCAACAUAAUUUGCACUACCUUAAGUGUGUCAGUCAGCAAGAUUGAUUUUAUGCAGGAUUCUUUCCCAGUAUUAUUAACAGUGACUUAGAUGUUUCACUACCCUUUGGCUGGCUGGUGAAUAAAGGGAGGCUUUGUUUUUGGUACCCAAAAUAGCCAAUGGUUUCCCCAUAGCCUUGCCACACAGACUUUUUUUCCAAAUAGUCAUACUUGCACAUCCUGCUUUAUCCCAAUUUCUCACCCUUGCAACUAUUGGAUCUCAUAAUUCUUGUGUUAGACCACUCUGAAUUCCACUCAAAUGGGCUGUGAUUGGUCACCUAAUCAUGCAUCCCAUGACCUGUUUGUUUGUGGGGAAAACUUGAAUGUAGGAUUUGCCACUAUGAAUCAGCCAACUGGUUAAUCAAAUCCAGUAUUCUACUGCUGGCAGUGCUUAUUACCUGAUCUUUCAAAGGAAGAUGAAAAACCCUAAAAUGCUCUAGGGCCUGAUCCAAAGCCAUUGGAAUAGAUAGUAUCUCUGUUGCUCUCAGUGGGCUUUUGGAUCAGACCUUUAGAAAACCAUACAAUACUUUCGGCCAGAGAUGAAUUCUUCCCUGCUCUGUCACAAUCAUUUUACUGUGCCCUGAAGCAUGAGUUAAGAUGAAGGUGCUCUACUUUCCUUGGCUGGCUGUAAAUAAAGUUGAAUGUUAUCUUGUCUGUCUAAAGCAUCCAGUUUUUCAAAGGGUGGUAAAAGCAAUCCAGAGACAAAUCUAUAUUGUCUCUUGGAUACAUCCACAUAACCCUCAUGGCAUGCAGAUUUACUGAGAGAAACACCAAGGGCAAAACAUUUAAAUGGAGGAGUAAUGCAACUGUGGACACUUCUAACUUAUGUGCAUUAGAGAUUUGGGUGCUUUUAUUGUAAAUAGGGUAUUUACAAAAAAACUGGCUUUAGCUUCUGAAAGAAUACUGACACUUGUAUGCAAAUUAAACAUGUUGCACUUUCAUUCAUUAACACAAAGGAGACGUAAACAAAAGUGCACUUUUCAGGGCACAGUCCCUUUCUUAUAUUCUGCAAAAUAUAAGCAAAAAGACAGCUGAAAAACUAGAUAUGUCAAACUUAACAAUGAGUUGCCUUGCUUUUUUAUUGGUAUCACUAUAUAUUGGUAAAAGUUUACGUUAAGCCCUGAUAACAGAGAGGAGGCAUGUUUGUUUAUACUGUGGAGAUAUGCAGGCAUCCAUUUAUGUGUAUACACUUGUAAAUACUUAUUUGAGCUAUUAUUUGAUAGCAUGAAAAAACACUGUUUAAAUUGCAGGGAAGUUUUUGUUUCCUCAGCCUGACAGAAUCAGGAUAUUGGCAGUCUAGGAUAAUAUAUGGAAUUCUCUUAAACAUACAUGUACAUUUUAUGUACACAAAGCGAAGUAGCUAGUGUGUAGAAACUCUUCUCUUCGAUGUUAUCUGAAAUCCUAAAGCAGCAUAAAGCAUUUAUAUUCAGUUAAGAGUUAAACAGCUUAAAGAAACUAAGACUGUAGAACUGGUCAUGCUGAACUUGUUCAAGCUAUAAACCAUUCCAGAUCCACAUCUGUUUUUUCCCAAUUUACUUUUUCAUAAAUUUCCCUUGAAAAUGUUAUCUCCAAGUACACAUAUGCCAUGCCUUUUUUAAGUCUAAAUUCUGCUGUUACUCAUGUGUACAUAUAAAUUACCUUUCAGAGUAGCAGCCGUGUUAGUCUGUAUCCGCAAAAAGAAAAGGAGAACUUGUGGCACCUUAGAGACUAACAAAUUUAUUUGAGCAUAAGGUAAUAGAGCAUGUUUCUAACUUAACAAAAUGACUAUGUUCUGCUAUCUUAGGUCCUGGUCCUGCCAAUAUUUGGUACAUUUUUAACGUUAAGCAUGUGAAUAAUGUAAUUUAUUUCAGUGGUACUGCUCACAUUCUUAACUUUUAAGUGCAUAUGUGUUGGAAAGGUUAAAAGGUUAUCUAAUAUAAAGUUACGGGUGUAGAAUGUACUUGAAUAAAGCAUGGAUGUGCAUAAUAUGGGUAUGCUUUGUUCGCUCAAUGUAAAUCAUUCUUCAUUUGCUAAAGAAAUAUCUGGUGCUGAAAUUACAACACUGAAGUCAACCAAAUUAUGUUUAAAUGAUCUUUUAUCAUGAAAGUUGUGCAGAGUAAUGCUCUAGUUUCCUUCACUUUAAUCUAAUUUGGGGAUGCUCUUUGUCAUUUUGACAACACAAUCUGCACGUGAAGAUUUCCGUUGUUCCAAAUAAACAUACUCCAAAAUGUCAGUUUUGAGGUGGGCCUUUGUAGUCUCACUUUGAUUUGUUUAAAAAUGCUGCUGUGCUUGUGUUUCAACAAACCUACUGCAAACAGGCUCUCGUUCCUAAUGCUCUCUUUAAACCUAGGUGGUAAAUAUCCAGGGGAAGGGAGUAUGAUAGUGACCAUGCACUUUUUCUGAAUGCAUGGUGCAAAUUUGCAGGAAUUUCAGUGGUUCUCAAAAGCUCUGAAGCUUUUUUUUUUUUAAACCAGUUGAUGUGAAUUAAAGUCUACAUGCUUGAACGGCAAACAAGUCAGUGGAAGGAUUUGCCAGCCUACAGCUAGCAGGAGUACUAUUAUUAAAAUUCCUUUGCUAUGCAAUGAAUAGACUCAAAGGGCCAGAUUAUUCAACUCUGUAUUGACCUGCAUUCAGGUUGAUGCAAAGUUUGUCUGUUUUGUGUGUGCAUAACUCUUCCAGUUCACUAAAAACUAGGGUAGUGGACAUCCCCAAAUGAGUUUUCUGCUACUUAAAAAAAAAACAAAAACUGCUGAGCAGUUUCUGAUUUAUACAGUCCCAUAAAUGAUCCUUUAUUCUGCCUUUUAGAUGGAAAACAUUAGAUAACUUCAGAAGCUGCUGAUGCAAUACAUCGAGUGGAUUAGUAAAUUUCAAACAGUGGUCUCCAUUUUGGAAUGUGCAGUUUUGCCAAUGCAUGUUUCAAGCACUCACUUGGCUGCAGAGCAUACCAUGCUCUACAUAUAUUUGCAAGAGCACAUAUGGAAGGGGUAGGCUAUGAGCCAUGUUUUCAACAGGCCUUAUUUUCAUUUUAACCACUUAUUAGAAUUUAGCCACUGAUUAUGUUUCACUUGCAUUUAAAAUUAUUUGGAAUGGAUAAGUACAAAACUCCAUGGAUGAGUCUGUUCCAAAGCAUAUUGAAGUAGCUAGAUUUGUCAACCACAUUUGAAAUAUCAGAAGUCUGUUUCAUCCCCUCACUGUAUGAAGUUUGAGCUUCUAGUAGGGUGACCAGAUAGCAAGUGUGAAAAAUCAGGAUGCAGGGGGGUGGUCGGCAUUUAUAGAAGAAAAAGCCCCAAAUAUCAGGGCUAUCCUUAUAAAAUCAGGACAUGUGGUCACCCUAGCUUCUAGUGGACAAACUUCAGUUUCAGAAGGAUGGUCCUAUUUGACUUUUGCCAUUUUAGCCAAUUCUAAUAAACAGCCAGAAGCAAGUGAGUUUUUUGUUCUAUAUAAAAUUUACAAGUGGCAAUCCCAAAGAAGAAACAUCUUAAUAGUUGUAAAACUGUUUAGUAUAAUGCAUGCAAAAAGAACCUGUGCCAAAAGUUUUUUUUUUGCAUUUGUCUCGUUACCUUCUAAAGUUGUACUGUUAGAUACAUAAAGCUACAAGUAAAUUAUUCAUAAGUGUUACAAUGCUUUUCACCAAUGAAGAAUUUCAGUAAUCUUGUAAAUGAUGCAUAAUACAUUGGAGUAAAGUUAAUUUCAAUCUGA